AUGGUAACGCCGCGCUCCCACUUCCCGAAGAAGGAAGCUCGGCCUCAAGACUUGGAUGCUAUCCGCAGUGCUCUCACGGACUUCAGUUACGUUGUGCAGUCUCCACGCAGCAUUAGAAGGCUGCAAACUUACCGGCCAGAUAUGCAGCCUUAUGUGUGGGUGUUGUUUGACGACGAGACUCUUGCGCUUUACAACGGGAAAAAGAACACGCCUUUAUACCUUGCGAUCCUGGGCGAAGUGUUUGACGUGACCAAGGGACGCCGGUUCUACGGUGACGAAAAGGGCUACGGUGGCUUUGUAGGCAGGGACGCCAGUCGUGCAUUUGUGACCGGCGACUUCACCCCUAAGGGCCUUAUCGACCAAGUGGAGGACCUCACACCCGAGCAGUUCAAAUCCUUAGUGGAGUGGCGGGCCUUCUACCACAAACAAUACACGUACAAGGGCCGGUUGGUGGGUCGCUUCUACAACAGCGAAGGUCGCCCCAAGAGGCUAUUGAAGCGGAUUGAAGAGGAGGCUGCCCGGGCCAAGAGUGACGAGGAGUUGCAGCGGGAGGUGGAGGCGCAGUGGCCUUCAUGUAACGUCAGAUGGACGGAGUCGGAGGGCGGCACGGUGUGGUGCGACGGCGGCGCCUACCCCCGCAAGGUUUUCAUGCAGCUGCCGGGCGGCAACAAACCCACCACCAAGUGCGCCUGCUUCCAGGAGCUGGGCUGGUCGGAUCUGCGGCAGGUGUAUCCGGACUGCGCACCGGACGCACACAGCUGCAAAGUUUGA
Volvox carteri f. nagariensis is the source of this 771-nucleotide messenger RNA. RefSeq lists its product as uncharacterized. NCBI's taxonomy places the organism in Eukaryota, Viridiplantae, Chlorophyta, Chlorophyceae, Chlamydomonadales, Volvocaceae. The record is from RefSeq and is a predicted model, not a curated record. The transcript has 6 exons. The coding region runs from base 1 to 771 and encodes 256 amino acids. Gene Ontology annotation, cellular component: membrane; endomembrane system.